This is a messenger RNA of Acanthochromis polyacanthus (spiny chromis), 3140 nucleotides long. RefSeq names its product retinal G protein coupled receptor a (gene rgra). NCBI's taxonomy places the organism in Eukaryota, Metazoa, Chordata, Actinopteri, Pomacentridae. The record is from RefSeq and is a predicted model, not a curated record. Gene Ontology annotation, cellular component: membrane. Gene Ontology annotation, molecular function: G protein-coupled receptor activity. Gene Ontology annotation, biological process: G protein-coupled receptor signaling pathway; visual perception; phototransduction. The transcript is spliced from 7 exons. Bases 368 to 1255 code for a protein of 295 amino acids.
UGUCUCCUUGAAGCCACACGGGGCUUCAGCAAAACGCGUCGCCUCGUAGUUUAACACCAGCAGCCGCUGCAUCCUCACCGGGAGACACAAAGGCUUGUUGUGUAACUAAUUGAGGGCUUUAUUGUUGCGGCGGGCAAAUGCGCAUUAAGGGUUACGGUUUGUGUGGUUACGUUCAUUAAGGCAUUCCUGCGCGGAUUGGGGCGACAGAGAGACAGCGGCUUUACAUAAUAAACUGCAUACUUUUCACGUGAAAUGCCCCUUUAAAAGCGGGCUCCACGGCCACACUGAGGCACAUCGUAAACGAGCGGACCCGAGAGGAGUGAAAAGUCCGACAGCUGCACUUUUGCCGUGUCAAAUCGGUGUCAGCAUGGUGUCGUCGUACCCGUUACCGGAGGGCUUCUCCGAGUUCGAUGUGUUUUCCCUGGGAUCGUGUCUGCUGGUGGAGGGUCUGCUGGGCUUCUUCCUAAACGCGGUGACAAUCGUUUCUUUCCUCAAAGUGAGAGAGCUCAGGACUCCCAGCAAUUUCCUAGUGUUCAGUUUAGCGAUGGCUGAUACUGGCAUCUGCAUGAACGCCACGGUCGCCGCUUUCUCCAGCUUCCUGAGGUACUGGCCUUACGGCUCUGACGGAUGCCAGACUCAUGGUUUCCAGGGUUUCAUGACAGCUCUCGCCAGCAUCCACUUCAUCGCCGCCAUCGCCUGGGACAGAUAUCAUCAGUACUGCACCCGGACAAAGCUGCAGUGGAGCAGCGCUAUCACUCUGGCUGUGUUUGUCUGGCUUUUCACUGCCUUCUGGGCUGCCAUGCCCCUCAUCGGCUGGGGAGAGUACGACUACGAGCCCCUCAGGACUUGCUGCACUCUGGACUACAGCAAGGGAGACAGAAACUAUGUGUCCUACUUGAUCCCAAUGUCCAUCUUCAACAUGGCCAUCCAGGUGUUUGUCGUCAUGUCCUCCUACCAGGCCAUUGCACAGAAAUUCAAGAAGACCGGAAACCCCAGGUUCAAUCCCAACACUCCUCUUAAGACUAUGCUGUUCUGCUGGGGCCCCUAUGGCAUCCUGGCUUUCUACGCCGCUAUGGAAAAUGCUAACCUGGUCUCACCUAAGAUCAGGAUGAUCGCUCCAAUCCUGGCCAAGACUUCUCCCACCUUCAACGUGUUCUUGUACGCUUUGGGAAAUGAGAACUACAGAGGAGGCAUUUGGCAGUUCCUCACCGGGGAAAAGAUUGAUGUGCCUCAAAUUGAGAAUAAGUCCAAAUAAACUAAGCAUGCAAUAACUACACACCAUUCACUGUCCUGGUGGUUUCUCACAGGUAGCUAGAUGUUGGUGUCUGUGAGUGUCUGUGCAAGUGUUGUGUUGAGCAGUGAUUGCUGUUGCUCCUUGUAUACAUCUGUCCUCGAUUGCCUCUCAUUGUUUCCACAGGUAUAGUAGAUAAAGGAUUGGCACACAACGUCUUUCAUACUGCUGAAAAUUUAACAAUAUUACAUCAGUAUAACAACACAUAUAACAGGUCCAAACAGACUACUGAGAGCAGCAUUAUUUCACUGUAUCAUGUAGGAAAUACAGCAAAACUUAAAACAUGGCUACUUCUGUAAACAACAUCUGAUUUCUUAGUUUUAAUACAAUUUCUUUCAUUACAUAGGGGAUGAAAAUGUAAGAAUUGUUACUGUAAACAGAUGUUAUUAUAGUCCCGAAUGUCCCAUUAGGUGAAAAAAAAAAAAAAAAGUAAUCCUUAAAAGCAAGUAAUUUAGGAAGCCUAUAAUCAUAUUAUGCACCUUAUAGCACAUUCUGGCACUUGGUAUUUUGAGGAACAAUUGAAAGAACAUCAAACAUUCAUGUAGCACAACCUCUAUGAUAGUUGAAGCAUUGUAUGAAUAAAUAGUCCUCUAGCCAACACCUAUUGCCAGCAGCUUUGCAAAGUACUUUUACCCUCAGUGGUUGCUUGUCUUUACCCUCUGCUUGAUAAAGGAAGGCCCUAAAACAUUUAGAUUCAACAAAUAGGUAUUGACAUUAACAGUUUGCAAUAACUCUGAUUGCAAAGAACAAUCACAACUGCAUUCUUCAUUGAUUCAUUCCCCUGUUGAUAAAAUACAAAAGCAUGUACAAGCCACUGAUAUCUCACCAUGCUCUGUGAGGCUGUGAGCGAUCACUGUAUCCAGGGUAGAACUGCAUUAAUCCUCGAAACAACAAGACCAUUCUUCAAUACACAGCCCCCACGACAAGUUAGAGAUUAGUCAGUGGCUGUAGAUUAACUGGACGUGCUUCUCGCCUCCAGAUCCGCAAAUGAAAAACAGACAAGUCUUCGUGACGAUAAAACAUCAUUCAAAUAAGAGAAUUACUGCUGUUUGCUUGAUAGAUAUGAAAUGGACUUGAAGUUUAAUUAGCUGUGGCUGUUCCUCAACGUUAGUAAAUCCCUUCUAUGACUGAGACACAAUUUAAUUAGAGGUUUGCAUAUCAUGAAAUAACGCUUCUUCACAUAUGAUUUUGCCUGACAAACCUGACCUUAUUAAGAGAGGAAUACCUUUGACAUUUCUUUAAAUUGUAUUGUCUAGCUGUUGAACAAUACACACGAACAUAAUGGUUAUUAUAUAAUCACAGUCAUUUCAGUAGGUUUCAAAAACCAAUUAAUCAACACUUUUGGUAUCAUUUUCUUGUAGGAUUUAAUUUAGAAUAAGAAAUGUUUUCAACAAACAACCUACGAAAUCAGACUUCUGGUGAGAGAAAAGGAAGACAGACACUUUUUAGACGCACGGGAUGUUUCAACAGAUUGCAUGUCUAGUUUAUGUUGCAUACAUGUAGUUCAUGGCAUAAUCCUCAGCAGCACAAACGGGACCAUUCACACAUGAUUUUCACAUGUAAAUGGAUGAAUAGUUUCAGUGUAAGUUCUUUAAAAUCCUUAUGUAGUAGACAGUGGUAAACAUCUGGACGUGUGAUGUUCAAGACAGUGAUCGCUUUCUGUAAAAUCUGAUUAUAUAUAUUCAUGAGAUCUUUGUAUUGUUAUUGCUCUUUAUGCCGAUUUUGUGUCAGUUGAUUUAAUGUUUAUGAUUUACUGAAAGUAAUCCUCUAUAGACCGCUCCAAAGAAACAACACCGUGCAGAGAUCCUGCAAUUAUUGAAGCAUUAAUAAAGGAUUACAAUUGUCUGAA